Oppia nitens is the source of this 1566-nucleotide messenger RNA. RefSeq lists its product as uncharacterized. Lineage: Eukaryota; Metazoa; Arthropoda; Arachnida; Sarcoptiformes; Oppiidae. Bases 1 to 1566 code for a protein of 521 amino acids. The transcript has a single exon. The record is from RefSeq and is a predicted model, not a curated record.
AUGAAAAUUAUAGAAAUUUGUGUAAUUUUAUUGCUUUAUAUAUUUCCUGAUAUACUUUGUUCGUUACUAUCGGCGGACAUCUGUGUAUAUGGCGGCACAUCGGCCGGUGUUAUGGCCGCAUAUAAGGCUAAACAGUURGGCAAAAAUGUUGUUCUGAUAGAGCCGGGCAAACAUUUGGGUGGUAUCACAUCAGGCGGUCUCGGAUUUACCGAUUACGGCGACAARUCUGCCAUUAUUGGUUUGGCUAAAGAUUUCUAUCGUAGAGUUGGCCAAAAAUAUGAAAAAUCUACUGAAAUAUAUACUUUUGAGCCACACGUGGCCGAAGUGGUCUAUAAUUCUUAUAUAAAAGAAGCAAAUGUUAACGUUUUAUUUGAUCACCGAAUAGUAUCGGCAAAAGUGGUCAACAAACGGAUCGAGUCGAUAGUUGUGGAAAAAUCRAGUCAAUCACAAAACAGUACUAAUAUUGAGAUUACGGCCAAAAUGUUUAUCGAUUGCAGUUAUGAGGGCGAUCUUAUGGCCAGUGCUAACAUCACUUACACAAUUGGCAGAGAAUCAAACGGUAAUUACAAUGAAACACAUAAUGGCGUUCAAAUGUUAUCUGGCCAUCAAUUUCCCGACGGUAUUGAUCCCUAUGUAUUAGCGGGUAAUAAAUCAAGUGGUCUAUUGUGGGGUAUAAGUGAUAUGAAUAUAGCUAAGACAGGAUCAGGCGAUAAAAAAAUACAGUCUUAUAAUUAUCGGAUAUGUCUAACAAAUAAUGCUAGUAAUCGACUGGAUAUCACAAAACCGGAUAACUAUAAUCCAAAUCAUUAUAAACUAUUCGUACGAUUGAUAAACAAAUCGAAACCACAAACAAUCAGAAAGUUUUUGAAACAAGAUCUGAUGCCAAACCAUAAAACCGAUUUCAAUAAUGAGGGUCCGUUYAGUACAGACAUGAUUGGCAUGAAUUAUGACUAUCCAGAUGGCAGUUAUGAGACAAGAAAUAGGAUUAUCAAACAACACGAAGAAUACACCAAAGGUUUUCURUAUUUCAUAGGACAUGACCCACAAGUGCCUCAACAGCUAAGAAAUGAGAUGCUUAUGUGGGGCUAUCCAAAGGAUGAGUAUYUGGAUAACAAUCAUUGGUCUCAUCAGCUCUAUAUUCGAGAGGCUCGACGUWUGAAAGGCCAGUAUGUUAUGACCGAACGAAACGCUUUGGGUACCGAAGUGGUCAGUGAUGGUAUAGCUGUGGCGUCCUAUCGGAUGGACUCGCAUAACGCCGAACGUGUUGUAGUUAACGGUCAGGUCAAAAAUGAAGGUGACGUUCAAUGGCCACGAAAUUUGCCGCAUCCUUAUCAGGUGUCGUACCGAUCGAUAACUCCCAAAGCAGACGAAUGUCAUAAUCUUUUGGUGCCCGUCUGUCUGUCCACAACUCAUAUUGCCUACGGAUCAAUACGUAUGGAGUAUACGUUCAUGGAAUUAGGUGAAGCAGCUGCAGUGGCCGCACAACUGGCCAUCGAUGGACACACUUCGGYACAAGAAAUCAAUGUAAAACAAUUAAAAUUUAAACUAAAUAUURAUAAUAAUUAA